AUGAAGUUUUUGAAGCGAUUGAAGAAGAUUAUAAGCGGUGAAAAGAAGAAGAAGGGAGAGAAGAGCGUUCAGAAGGAAGAAUGUGAAACGACAACAAAAGAAGAAAGUUAGUUUUCUAUUACAUUUUCUAUUAUUUUUAGAGAUUGAGCCCCAAAGAGUGGAUGAAGAUUCUGAAAAAAGCGAUGCGAGGGAAUUUUGAGAUCCAAAAGGAAAAAGAAAUGGGAAGUCCGAGAUUGGUUGGGAGGAUAAAGAGGGCAAAACGAGCAGCUUCUUGAAGGUGCCUUCGGCUGCCCUCCGCGCACGCCGCGCACAAUUGAAUCUUUGAGUUGGUUGAGAAGUUUCCGCUUCAGAACUUACUCGGGUUGAAUUUUAAAUUAUUUAUGAAUUGGAAAUGUGGGUCUACCUGUUCCUUCCACCAUUUCUUUCAUCAAAUUUUGGAAAUUUUCAAGUUUAGAGUCAUUUUUUCACGAGAAAAAAGUCGCAAUUGACAGAAGUUUUUGAAAAGUUCUGUUUCCCUGACUUCUUCAACUUUAAAAGUCUAUAACUUUUUUCGAAGACUUCCACGGCAUUUUUCGUACACAGAUUCGGAAUAAGCGUAAAAAACUGCAUCGGAUAAAUUAGCCUUUGUAAGAAAUCCCCCAUUAGUUUUAAGUUGAAAAAAAUCGAAAAACUCAAUAUCAAAAAUAAUUGAAAAAAAAUUAAUUAUACGCCUAAAAAUAAUACAAGUGAAUUUGGAAGUCUAGAUUUUGGGCGUUAAUGUGUAAAUUUGGAACAUUAAAAGAAAGAUGCGGGAGAAAAUUCCGAUAUUUUUCACCAGACACGCAUAUCGAAAUCAUAUUUGUGGUGCUGAAGGAAACUCGUUAGAGCCCGCCUUUUUUUCCAUUUUUUUGAAUCCUUUCCAAAUAUUUUUUUACCUAAUUCAGGAACAUCAUUAAGUUAUAUUAAUAUAACAGUUUGAAGAUCCAAUUUUACUCUACGAAAAUUCCAAAAAUGAGAAAAACCAAAGGGAUAUAUGAGUAAAAGGCUACGGGAGAAAACGCGUUCGGCAAAAAAAAAUGUGAAAAUGUGAAAAAUGUGGCAGAAGACAUGCUUUUCUCUAGCCUAGUUUUUCAUUCACAGUGGAGACGCACAUUUCGAUGUGAAUGACUUGUUCUGGCUUUGAAAUUAUGAACGCGGCAAAAAAGAAUGGAAAUUGGCUCACAUUUUAGCCGCUUUCUAAGUGGUUUUUUCAAAAUUUGAGAGCUUAUUCUAGAAAAUAUUGGUUUGUAGCAUUGAACACUAACUUAUAAUGGUAUUAUCAUCAUUAUAAUAAAAAUGUUUUUCAUCAUUUUCUGUUUAAUUUAUGAAAAACGCGACAUUCGAAUAUUUAUACCGAAUAUUUUAAAUUUUCGUCUUCUAAUUUUUGUCCUGAUUUUCAUUUCAUGUAUUGCUUUAGAGUAACUUGUUCUUUCUCCUCAUAAGACGCUUGUAAACUAGCUUAGCUUACAGUAACCUCAAGAAUUUUCGGAGUAUGCAGGGUUUCGUGCAGACGUCGGCGGCCAAAACACCACGGACAAAAAUAAUUUUUUGUCGCUUUUUAAUCCUCUAUCUUUCUUUCUUUCAGUUUUGAGGGCAUUUUCUCAUUUUGCAACUAUUUCAGCCAUGGAAUUUGGGUCGGAGGCCGAGGCGAAUAGUUCGAAAGCCGGCGGACCGCCAACAGUCACUGGCUUGUCCCCAAAUGAAGGUUUUCUUAAAUUAAAAUUUUUCAUUUAUUUCAGUUAUUUUCUGUAAUAUUCUAAUUUUAUCUGUGUUAAGGAUCGCCUGGAACACAAGUCACGAUUCGUGGCGAAAAUUUGGGAAUUGAUCAGAAUGACAUUUUGAUGUUGUUUAUUUGCGGUACAGAUUGCCUACCAACGGCGAGGUUAUUUUUUUUCAUUUUACUAAUUUUUAGCUCAAAGAUUGUUAUGAUUUUUUUCUUUCAAAUUUUGUUUCAACAUUUAAAUCACAGCUUCAAACCGGUUACAUUUUUAUUCCGCUUUUUAACUAUUUUUCGAAGCCAAUUUUGAAUUUCAGAUGGAAAUCCUCUUCAAAGAUCGUUGCCCGAAUAGGUCAGGCCAGCCGUGGGCUGGGCGAUGUUCGGAUUAUGACCAAAUCUGGCGGUCGCGGCGUUUCUCACGUCAAGUUUCGGUUAGUUUUUACUAUUUUUUUUUUGUUUUCAGCGUUUUUUGAUUCUUUUACUUCCAUUUUAUGUUGGCCAACAAGUUAAGCUACAGGUUUUUCAAAACUUUGUUGAGUUUUUCAGCAAACAUGAACUAGUUAGGCAUGUAUGAGUAUUUUUAAAGAUACAUAUCGGGCCUUAGCUAACAAAAACAGUUUUUUUUUUCAAGUUUCAUACUUCGCCAUGAUUAUACCACGAUUGCUGGAAGUAUCGAGAGCUCAAGAAAAUUAGGCGCUGCUUAAGAAUUUUGAAAGCUGGAUGAAAACUUCAGAUUUUCAUAGGCGCUGCUAAUUUGAUUUUCAUAGGCGCUGCUUAUUUGAACUGAGAUUUUAGGCGCUGCUUAUUUGAACUAGGGUUUUAGGCGCUGCUUAUUCGAACUGAGCUUUAAGGCGCUGCUUAUUCGAACUGAGUUUCUAGGCGCUGCUUAUUCGAACUGAGGUUCUAGGCGCUGCUGAUUUGAACUGAGCUUUAAGGCGCUGCUUAUUCGAACUGAACUUCUAGGCGCUGCUUAUUUGAACUAGGGUUUUAGGCGCUGCUUAUUCGAACUGAGCUUGUAGGCGCUGCUUAUUAGAACUGAGAUUUUAGGCGCUGCUUAUUCGAACUGAACUUUUAGGCGCUGCUUAUUCGAACUGAGCUCCUAGGCGCUGCUUAUUCGAACUGAACUUUUAGGCGCUGCUUAUUCGAACGGAGAUGUACUGAAUUUAAUAGAUCUUCAUGUGUCUCUGUGCAUAAUACGUGAUAGAAAAAUCAAUUUUUCAAAAAUAUGAUUUUGAAAAAAUAUUAUCCUGCUGAAUGGAUGAAUAAAAGUUUGAAUUUGAAUAUUUUAGAGUAUUCAUCCCUCAAAUCGGCCCACUGGAAGAAUCGGCAGUUUGGGUCGAUGAAUCGAGAACCGUUCCUGGCAGGGAGGUGGGUUUUUGUUCAUUGUCCCAAUUUUUUUUCUCAGUUUUUUGUAUCAAAAUUUCGUUUUUCAGCUAUUCAGUACGUUAUUUUUGUUUUUCUUUCACAUCUUUUUUCAUUUUCUAUCUUUUUCAGUGUUAGAUUUUCUUUAGAAAUGAGCUCUCAUUUUAGGCGAUUCGAAGCGUUGCUCAAAUUGCUGACGAUCGUGACGCUCUCGGCCUCCUGCCAAAUGGUCGCAAAAUCGAAACGUCCGUCUUGAUGCGCGAUUUUCCGGACGCUUCAGGAAACCUGCGAAUGGAGAAUUUUUCCCCGCAAUGGUAUUUGCUGGAGAAUCAUGCCGAUGCAACGUGCGUAAAGUUUUUUUGGCUUGAAGUUUCAAAGUCCUAUAAAAGUCAGUGAAAACUGGAAAAAUUCUAAAUAGAAUUAGAAAGCUGCUCUAAAAAUUGAUGCAGCUCUCAGAAAAUAAUGCAACUCUCAGAAAAUAAUGCAGCUCUCAAAACAAAUACUAAAAUCCAUAAAAAGAGCAUGAAAAAAGUCGAAUUCGAGUAGAAUCCCAACAUUUUUAAUAAUUGAAUUUCACUCCUUAAUCUUUCUUUUUGCAAAAACAAAGGUUCAGAAAAUUUUAUUAACCUUAUGAUUUUUUAGAAUCGGAGAUCUCCGGGAGGCGAUCAAAAAUAUGGAACUGGCCAAGAAAAAUGACGCGAAACGAAGCGAAGAAAUGCACAAGGUGAUUGAAAAAAUUUAAUAGUUUGUUUUUCGAUUUUUAAGUUCGGAAGGAAUCUCAAACUAAAAUUUGAGAAAAUAUUCGUAUUAUCCUUUUCGGGAUACUGGUUAGGCCUCGAAAUUAAAAAAAUAUAAUCUUUAGUGGAGAAAAUUAGGAAACUUCGUAACAAUAAUAAGAGCCAAAAUGCACAAUUUUUUUCCAGAGAUUGUAGUUUUGAUUGUUUUAAAAUAAACUCUUGAAAAAAAUUUAAAAAAAUGAAAAAAUGACGGCGUUUUCAAUUUAUCAUUAGGCUACAAAAUUUCCGUACAUUUUCUGUUUUUUUAGUCUUUUUGCUUUUUCAUCAUGAUCCUACAUUUUGACUCGAAUAAGGACUUUCAAAAAAUUGAAUUAGCGGUUUUUAAGGCUCAAGCUUUGAAAAAAAUUGAAAAAGUUCCUUAUUUUGAGAAGCCUUUCCACUACCAAAAUUACUUGAACCUCUUGUCGCGGCCGGAAUCGAACUUGUGACCCUUUGGACCAUAGACAAGCAGACAACUUGUUGUGCUACGGCGCUUAUUUUAUGAUAGUCAAUUAAGAAAAUGUGUAAUUGAAGGCGAAUUUGUACGCGCUGAUCAGCUGCGUCGAUACGUUGGCUCAGCUGCACACGGAACUGGAAAGGGGCGUGAAAGCCGGAGAUUUUGCCGUCAUGAACCAAAUCGGCAAAUUGGUUCUUUUUCCAGAUCCUUUUUUGUAUUCUUUCCAUUCUUUUUUGGAUCUCCGAUUCGAAACAAAAGGCGGAGAGCGUUUUCGCGGACGUUUUGACCCGAAAAGACCAGGCCGACGCUACCCGAAAUGCCCUCGGAAUUAUCAUGCGCUUCAAAUUCAUCUUCUUCCUUUCUCAUACCAUCGAUGAGAACAUGAAAAAGGUUCUUUUCGAAAAAAAAAUCCCAUUAAAAAUGGAUUUUUUAGGGAGAAUAUGUGACCAUUUUGAAUGAUUACACACGCGCAAAGUCCCUAUAUGGAAAUACCGAAGUCCCUCUUUUUAAAGAAGGUUUUCCCGAUUCCUUUCCUUUUUAAAAAUUUCUAUUUACAGUAAUGGAAGAAGUCGACGCAAAAAUGAGCCGUUUCAAAGAGGAAAUGAAGCGAAAAAUUAAUCGACACUCCCUGUUUCUUACGAGGAACAAAGCAAAUUGAUCAAAUAUCUCAAGGUUCGGUGCUGUUUCAUUAUAAAAUUGUAUUGAAUGAUGUCUAUUUUUUUAUAUUUUUAAUUGUUCAAAAAGAUUAUUGGAGGUCUAAUUUUUAUAGUUUUUGAAGUGUUUUCAAGAGAAUUUUUUGAAGUUUUGGUAUUUUAUUGAUAAGAGCUCGAGGUUUUUCACUUUUUUUAGGUGAUUUUUUUAUUUUUUUGAUAGUCGUUGAAGGGAUUUAAGGUGGUUAUACUGGAAUUUUAAGAGGUUCUGAGCUGAAAUUUUUUUAGAAUUUUUUGAAGUUGGCUCUGAUUUUCGCCCUAUUAGGGAACGUUUUUUUGGCCACUGGUUGGAAUUUUGAUGAACUUGGAUUAUUUAAAGCCCUCCUGGUCCCACAAAUAUUAAAAAUAUUUCUUGCAAUAGAUGUAUUUUUUUCAAUUUAAAACAUUUGAAAAAGUUUGAAAAAAAGCGCUUUUUUUGUAAUAUUUUUGCGUAUUUUUUUCUAACUUCGAGCUUUCAUAAAUCGAAAAAAAGAUUUUUUUCCGAAAAAUUUUUUUAUUUUUUUGGAUUCAGAAGGUUUAGAAAAUAUUUAUCAAAAAUUUCAAUGGGGGCCGAAAAAAAUUUUCCAAUGUUAGAAGGAUUUGGGAGGGUUAUAUUGGUUAAAAUUGUAUAGGUUUUUGAUAUAUUUUCAGUAACAUUUUGGUUAUAUAUUGAUUAGAGAGCAAGAGUUUAUGAAUUUUUUUGAAAAUUUCAAAGUAACUUUUUAAUUUUUCCUGUCGAUUUCCAGAAGGAUUUAUGAGUGUUAUAUUUGAAUUUUUAAAGCCUUUUUGAGCUCCUUCGAAUGGAUUUUUGAUUUUUUCAUUGAUUUUUUCCAGAUCCUUGACCCGGAAUCGGAUCCGACUUGGGAAUGUAUCACAUCGUACUAUGUUUGGCUGGAGAAAGUUUUGUGGGAUAUGCAACGAGAUUAUUCCGUCAAAGCUCUUGGUUCAUUAGUUUUCCGUUUCAUUCGGCUUAUAAAAUGUCCUUUUUAUAAUCAAUACCCAAUUUUGUAUGUAUAGUUGUCUUUCUCGAUCCAUAACAUUGAUUUGAACACUUUUAGGGACGCCAGAGUGGUCCCUAUAGGGAUAAACUUAGGGCCUCUUGAAGAGUCCGCUUUAGGGACCACUUUACCUCCUCUAAUAGGGACACUAAAACUUGCAAAAAUGGCCUUUAUAGGGGUAACCUUAGGCUCUCUUGAAGGGUCCACUUUAGGGGUCACUUUACCUCUCACAAUGAGUUUAUUGAAGCUUGCAAAAGGGACCCCUAUAAGGACCCUAGGAAGGGGUCUUGAAGGGUCCCCUUUAGGGACCACUUAACAUCUUCCUAUAGGUAGCACUAAAGCUGGAAAAAGUGGUCCUUAUAGGGGUAACAUUAGGGUCCCUUGAAGAAUCCUCUUUAGGGACCACUUCACCUCCCCCCCCAGGGGUACUGAAGCUUGCAUAAAUGGCCCCUAUAGGGUAAACUUCUAGUCGUUUAUUGUUAUGACCUUAAGGGACCACUCUGAAGUUUCUAAGAUUGUAAUAUUUUUUUCAGUGAAAGAACAAGACAAAAAGAUGAACCAACAGAGCCAAAGCGAUCGAUUUGGAUGUGAGUUUUUGGGGAAAAAUGAAUUUUCCAGUGCAAUAUCUUUCAUUGAAAUUUUGAUGAAUCCCCUAUUUUCAGUAGUGGAAACGAAUGAACGCCAAGAAUUCGUGACUUCCCUCGUGACUUUGCUUCUGAACAAGCUGCCGGCCUUCUGGAAACUUGCCAACACCUACCAUUCCCAAGACGAGAGGUGGACCCAGCGUCUCGAGGAUAUCAAUGUUGAUUUCAAUUAUUUUGAAAUAAUAACGUGAAAACUUCCAGCAAAUGCUCACCAACGUGAUAAACGUCUCGUCGUGGUUGAUUCUGAACGCCCUCGUCCCGAAGGUUGGUGUUGAACAGGGUGAAGUUUCAGAUUGCCAUAGGUAAAAUGAAUCGUUUGAGGCGAUGUUGAGGUUGCAAAAUCAAUUUUGACAUGUUUCAGUGAUACUUCAGGGCUAGAAUUAUUCGAUAGGAAGCUGGAAAGUUUGUUAAAGGCGCAGGGCGGAGCUUAAUUUUCCGUCGUUGUGAGACCCUCUUUGUUAGAGUUUACAGCGUUAAGGGCGUCAGAAGUUCUUUAUAAAGCUAUAAGAACAUUAAAAGCACCCCGAAUACUCUUCAAAGGCUCAGAGAGGAGCCAAAAAUGAGGUUUUUAAAGGCGUAGGGUGAAGAUUAAAUUUUCGUCGUUGUGGGACCCUUUUUGCUAUAAUUUAAAGUGUUAAAAGUGUCAAAAGUGAACUUUAAAGCUAAAAUUGAAUGGGAAGCAUUUAGAAUACUUUUUGAAGGCUCAGGGAGGACAAAAAAUGAGGUUUUUAAAGGCGCAGGGCGAAGCUUGAUUUUCUGUCGUUUUGGGACCCUUUUUGUGCUAUAAUUUAAAGUGUUAAAAGUGUCAAAAGUGAACUUUAAAGCUAAAAUUGAAUGGGAAGCAUUUAGAAUACUUUUUUAAGGCUCAGGGAGGACAAAAAAUGAGAUUUUUAAAGGCGCAGGGCGAAGCUUGUUUUCUGUCGUUUUGGGACCAUUUUUUGCUAUCAUUCACAGCGUUAAGCGCGGCAAGAGCUUUUUUCAAAGCUAUAAUUGAAUGGGAAGCAUUUAGAAUACUUUUUGAAGGCUCAAGGAGGAAAAAAACCGUGAUUUUUUAAGGCGCAACGCGGAGCUUGGUUUCGCGUCGUUGUGGGACCCUCUUUGCUAGAUUUUACAGCGUUAAGAAGGUCAAAAGUGUACUUUGAAUCUAUGAUUACAUCGAAAGCACCUAGAAAGUUUCUGAAAGACGCAUGGAGGAGCCAAAAAGGAGGUUUUUAAAGGCGCAGGGCGAAGCUUGAUUUUCUGUCGUUGUGGGACCCUUUUUGUGCUAUAAUUUACAGGGUUAAGGGCGUCAAAAGUUUAUUUUAGAGCUCGAAGUACAUUUCAAGCACCUAGAAUACUCUUCAAAGGCACAGGGAGGAGCCAAAACUAAGGUUUUUAAAGGCGCAUGGCGGAGCUAGAUUUUUAGUCUUUCUGGGGCCCUUCUUGCUAUAAUUCACAGCGUUAAGCGCGCCAAAAGUCGGGAAGAAUAUUUUGAAACAAAAAUCAAAUUAUCUGCACUCAAAAGACUUUUAAAGGCGCAGGGCGGAGCCAAAACUGAGUCAUUCAAAGGCGCAUGCGGAGCUUAGAUUUCUGUCGCCGUGACACCCUUUUUGCUAUAAUUUACCGCGUUAAAAGCGUCCGGAAGCUAGUAUUUAAAAUAAAUCAGAAUAAAUUGAAAUUUCAGGCUCUUCCCGACAACGUCUCCAAGCAGUACGGCGAUGAAUUUGCUCGUUGGCCAGAGAUUUCGGCGAACGUUGGAAGGGGAAACCUUGUCCAGAGCUUGAAAACUACUAGGUAACCGUUUGAAGUGGUCUCUUUAGGGUUAUUAGUUCAAAUUACAGCUUGGAACUUCUUUUGAGAUCAUAUUAACACUAUUGGGGAUCAUGAAAUUUCUUUCCAGCAGUUUUGAUGAUUUCAUCGAUUUAGAUCACUGAUAUCGUCCUUAUCGGAGCACCAGUUCACUGUUGCUCAUGUUCAGCCCCUGGUCGAGCUCUGUAUGACCGUCCGACUCAAGCUUAUCUCUGACGUCAUCGAUAGGGGCGUCGAGGGUGAGUACUAUCAUGUCAUGUUUGCUCUAUCGAUAACUUUUGGGGCAUAUUACAGUAUAGCCCCCCGCAUAUGUUGGAUAUAACCCCCCGCGACACGUUCGAACAAGCCCCCCACACUUAUCCAAUAUAGCCCUCCGGAACUAUCCAGUAUAACCCCCCACACCGAAAAAAAGAUCACGCAACGAUCACGCAGGACACGUGUCGCAGGACCUUCCAUUUUUUUAAUUUAUUUUUCUAAUUUUUUUCGUAUCAUUCGUCGUUCUUGGUUGUUUCAAAUGGUUUUUUGUAUUUUUCGCAUGUAAAUUCGUGUUCUUUUUUUGUGAAUUUAAUAAUUUUUUUGUGAUUUGAUUUGUAGAUCAUGGAAGAAAUUAGGUCGCUGACCGAGUUUCAUGAGAAGUUCAAGUCAGACAAAGAAGUUUACGGGUACGUCUCGCCGAGAUACGUACGAAUAUCAUAAAAAGUAUGGGGCGCUGACCACUUAGAAAAAAAUUUAAGAUGAACUUUAUUAGUUUUUCAAUCAAGUAAUUGUUCUGAGGAAUAGAAUUUUUUUGCUUUUUUUCUUUUCAUGCACAUUAAUUAAUAAAUUACUUAGGAAAAUAGGCUUAGUUUUUAAGGCUUCACACGGAGGCGGAGCGCGCAUAGCGCGAAGCCGACUGUGGCUCGCUUCGAAAAAACUGAGCCACAGUGAACAAUUCGUCAAAGAAAUAAAAUACUUGACAUGGAGGGGGGUCAUUCUGAAAUAGAGGGGGGCCAUUCUGAAAUGGGAGGGGGCCAUUCUGAAAUGGAGGGGGCCAUUCUGAAAUGAGAGGGGGUCAUUCUGAAAUGGGAGGGGGGCUUGUUCGAAUGAGCUCUGGGGGACUAUUUCAAAGCCGUGCGGGGGGCAAAUAUGAAAGAUUGCCUAGGCAUUUCAGAAUCGCCCCCCGUUUUGUACUGCGGGGGGCCAUUCUAGAAUACAUAUUCACCCCCCGCGUUCGAUUCUUCCCCCCCACAUGAAGUCCUCUUAUUUUACCCCCCGCAGAUCGGAACUUGGCUUGGUGGGGGGCUUGUUGGAACGCGGGGGGCAAAAACAGUGUGGGGGGCGAUUCUGGAAUUUUCCCUAACUUUUGCGAAAAAGAAAAAACAUUGGUUAAAGGCUCUGUAGUAGAUUCACAAUUGUUUAACACGCUCUGACGCACUACUGAUAUAUUUUAGAAAUAUUUAUGUAUCCUCUAUUGUAAACACAGUGCGAAAAUGACGCUCUGACGCACAACUAUCCAAUUUUUUUUUUCAUUGAUCCUCUUUCGUAACAGAAAAAGACGCUCUGGCGCACAACUAAGCUGAUAUUAAAAGGAUUAUUUUAUCCUGUUUAGAAAUUCACAUGGAGAAAAGACGCCCUGACGCACAACUAAGCUGAUAUUAGGAUGAUUAAUUGAUCCUCUUUAGAAAUUUACAUGGAGAAAAGACGCUCUGAAGCACAACUAAGCUGAUAUUAGGAUGAUCAAUUCAUCCUAUUUCGAAAAUUACACAGAAAAAAGACGCUCUGACGUACAGCUACCCUAUUUUUAUGAAAAUUUAUUGAUCCUCUUUUGAAACUGACACAGAAAAAAAGACGCUCUGACGCACAGUCACGGAUUUUUUGGAUUAUUCAUUGAUCCUGCUUGAAAAUUUAAAUGAAGAAAAGACGCUCUGACCCACAAAUUAUUGAAUUUUAGGGUUUUUAGUAAUUUUGCAUUAAUUUUUGAAAAGAGAAAAGGCGCUGUAACGAGAAAUCGAUUUAUUUUUUUUAGUAAUUUAUUGAUCCGUUAUCGAAAUCGACACAGAUAAAAGACGCUCUGGCGCACAACUACGCUAAUUUUAAGAUUCUUAGUGAAAAGUUUUACUAAUAAAUGAGAAAUUUCCUUCAAUUUUUGUCCCUUUCAAGGGUGUUUUUCUGUUUUGAACUGAACUCCUACGAUGAUAAUGAUAAGAUAGCCUUGUUUACAAUCUAUUGCCUAGUAUGAGAGUUGUUUUCUCAAUGGAGCGAACUAUAACUUGAAAAUUUAGCUGUUUUUGUGUUUUAUAACUUUUUAUUUUAUCCGUUUUUCUUAUCAUUCAUUUUUUUUCAGUAUUUUCUCAUUUUUUCGCUUUUUGUUUCCAGGAGUCGUUUACCUGGCCCAAAAAGUCAACUGGAAGCAGGAUAUUGUCGGCGCUCAGCACACGAAAACUGCUCUGCCCGACUUUUUUGAAAAUGAGGUUUUUCAACUAAAAAAAAAAAGAAUGACCGUAUUUUAAAGGUCUGCAAUUGUAUAUCUGGCGUCCGGGAGGCCCUCUCGACGACUGGCUACCCAGGAGAAGCUUGUCUCUUCUCGAGGGAACGCUUCCGGGAAACUCUCAUUGAGCUUUUCGUUCACCUCGUCUUCUCCAUCAAAGCUUGUUUUGAUAGGUAAAUAUUUGUUUAAUUUCAAUAUCAUGUAUUUUUAGAGUUAUAAGUUGCUAACUAAGGUCUAAAAAUGGCAAAAAAAAUAGUAGCUUCUGUGCGAUUUUGUAGUGUAUGGGCUUUGUUACAUUUUCUCAAUUUUCGUUAGAUUUAAAAUUUCUUUUUCUCAGAUUAUUCAAUUUACAACGACAAAGACCGCAGGAGCUCGGUUUGAAUGGGACGUCGGUGCCGAAAAAACCCGUGGUCUGUUUUUUUGAAACGUUGAAAAAAAUUUGUAUUUUUCUUUAAAUUUAAAAUGAAUUGUGGAGUUCGCAGCGUUUUUUUCCGAUUCCUGGUCAUUAUAUUUAGGUUAUACCAUUUUUUUUAUAGUUCUAUCCUUUUUUGCGACCUCCGAGGGAUUUUCGGGGCUCUAUAGAAGGUUUCUUAAAGUUUUAAAAAAAUUUUUUUCCAUCUUUUUAUAGCUUUUUUUAAGCAUGUUUCUAUAGCUUUUUGCUAAAAAUAACAUAUGGGAUUCGAAACUUAACUUUUUUUGGUAAUAGAACAAUAAGAAAGGACCAAUUUAAAACAAAAAAAGCUAAAAGGGGAGGUCAUUUUACUAGGCGGUCUGGAAUUUCCUAAAAAUUGGCCAGAACACUUUUUGAUGUACCAAAUGAAAAUCCUGGAAGUUUUAACCUGCACAACUUCCUAGUUUUUCGAGAAAAUAAGCUUCAAAGUCAGAGAAAACCCUUAAAUUCCAUAAAAAAAUAGAUGACGCUUCAAGCUCUUAUUUUCGGAAACUAGCUUUAAUUUUGUGAGGCUUGAGCCUUUCAGAAUAUUCUUCUGGUACAUCAAAGAGCGUUCUGGCCGAUUUUCAAGGAAAUCCCAACCGUAAUGGGAAAUUUGUCAGUUGUGAUAGCUAUAAGCAGCGCCUGAAAUUCCAGUCAAGACCUGAUCUUCUCAUUAGACUUUAAAAUCUUUGAACAGCGCCCAAAUUCUUUAGGAUUUUUUCUUCCAUAUAGGCCGUUCCGCGCCAACUUGUCACGGUUUUCUUUCCGCCAAAAGGCCAGGUCAAAUUUGACCAACUUCGCUUCAAGACCUUUGUUUCCUGCCGUUAUAAAAACAGAAAUUGGAUCUAUUUUGGUAUACGGUCUUUUUGACGAAAAGAAAAACGUGACAAGCUCGCGCGGAAUAGGCUAUAUCUCAUAAUUUAUGCGAAAUUUUCAGAUCACAACGAAAAAGCUGCUCGUUGGAAUCGGAGACGUCGAAUUCAUCAUUGCGAAAACGUUGAACAACAUCAGCAAGCGGAUGACCGAAUGCGGCGUCAGAUAUGUCGAUCAGAUCCAGGAGGUUUUCUAUUUUAUGGAUUUUUGAGUAAAAAAUGAUAUUUUACAGAUUCUAGAAAGUUAUAUUUGAAAAAAGUCAGGAAAAAUUAUUCAAUGUAAGAAAAACGGCUACCAAAAGAGAAUUACCGCCGAAAAUGGCUUCGAAACAAAAAUUUAGCCUCGGGCGAAAAAACAAUGUACAACUCUUCACGGCUGUUUUCUGUGGCUCGUUUUAGCGCGGCUGUUUUUUUCCCCCUUAUAAAUAUCCUUUUAGAUAUCUCUCUGGCUCAUUUACACGGUUUUUCUAAGGCACCCUAGUCUUUUGAAAGCGGCAGGCUUCUCUCCGCUCUCCUCGUCUCUCGGCGACCCUCUCAUUUUGUUGUGCUAUUUUCAAAUUUCUGUGACCUUGUCGGUGGGAGAACAGAGAGACGCAGACACUCGAAAAAUUUCAAGUCACAGAGAAUGGACUAUAUUUUGAGAUUUUUCAAGAUUCAAGCCCAAAAAGUUUGUUUUCCAGAGAAGCCGCGCGAAACUGUCCUUAUUCCGGUCGAAAAUGGUCGCCGACUGCAUCGCCAUGAUGUGCAGCGCUUUCGAUCCGCUGAUCUCCUCGGCAACCUAUGAAUAUCCUCCGGAUGAUGGUCUGCUUGAAAAUGAAGUCGCUGAACAACCUGUUCAAAUCGUUCAGAUGUCUCGGACUACACGAAGGAGAUGAUCAUGUGCUGUGUUCUGCAGCAGGCCGAGCUCCAGUUGUACGCCCCUCAACUCAAUUCAGAGUGUCUACAGGUACUUUUAUUUGUCCUUGGAGCGCAGUUUAGGUUUAGAAAAAACCUUGGGAAGGUUUCUUGAAAACUUACUUAGAUACUUAGGUGGUCCAUCUUCGCUUACGACCUUUUAUUGUCUUUUAUUGAUCGAAGCGGGAAAUUUUUGAAAUUCUGUUCGAAAAAACUCUGAAAAAUGUUCAUUUUAAGACGUUCGACUGGACAGAUUUCUGUAUCGAGCGAACUUUUUAAAAGUCAAAUGUAAUAUGAACUCAAAAUCGCUUUUUUUUCUAGAAGUUUUGCGUUUUUGUGCGAAAUUUUGAGCUAGUAUGGUGAUUGGACAUUUUUAUCCGUAGAGCGCAUUUUGAGAAAAAAAAUGGCCUUGAAAUUUUGAUGAGCGUGUUUUUCAAACCCUUCAAAAGCCUUCAAAAUGAGAACUGCAUUUUUUUUCGAAUUUACAAGCGCAAGGUUUCCGAAAGCGACUGAAAACCAUUACCUUCUUCCUCACAAGUUCAAAAGAUCGUUUCUCGAAAAUUAUGAGAGAUUUCAAGACGAGAUUAUAAUUUAGCGCGGCCUGAACCCAGAACUCCCCUCUACUUCGUUUUUUUCCUACACGUAUCCUUAUUUUAGGAACCAUUGAGUGAUCACUCAAGAGUUGUUAGACCCUCUUAAGGGAUAACUUGGCGAAACUGGAAUUAUCCUCAAACAGGAGCUUUUUUUGAGGUUCCAAACCUACACGGACCGUCUCAAGUGUUCUCCACGUCUCUUAGAAGAUCCAGAGCCUUUGAGUGAUCCCUUGAGUGCUGUGAGAGCCUCUUAAGGGGUCACUUGGCGAAACCAGUGUUUUCACCAAAGAAACAGCUUUAGUUUAUGAGCUUUGACGCUCAAAAGGAAGGCGGCAGAUACCCUUACACUCGAAAACUAUUCUGAGCCUUUCAGUGUUCACUCGAGCGGUGUGAGGCCCUCUUAAGUGGUCACUCGGCGAAGCCAGAAAUGUCCUCAAAGCCUUCAGUUUAUGAGUCCAUACGCCCAGAGGGAAAGCGGUAAAUGUCCUUAUAAUCUCGGAUUCUGACCCUUUGAGUGAUCAUUUGAGCGAUGUGAAAGCCACUUAAGUGAACACUUGGUGAAGUCAGAAUUGUCCUCAAACAAGGGUCUUCAGUUUGUAAGGUUUAAACCUGCACGGACAGCCUCAAGUGUCCUUCACAUCGUUUAGACAAUCAUUAACCUUUGAGUGGUCACUUGAGUGACGUUAGACCCUCUUAAGUGGUCACUUGGUGGUGACCGCAUUGUCCUGAAGCUUGAGCCUUCGGUUUAUAAGAUUUCAACUUUUCAAGGACGACCCCUCUCAAUGAUUUUAUUUGCGGUGUUAGCGCCUCUUUAGGGACCACUUGGCAAAACCAGAGAUUUCCUGCAAAAAAAGCUCCAGUAUAUGAGUUCAUCCGCUCAGAAAAGGCAGUAGAUUGCCUUGUGACUUGCAUACGAUUCUGAACCUUUCAGAAUCACUUGAGUGACGUUAGAGCCCCUUUAGGGACCACUUGGCAAAGCCAUCAGUUUGUAUCUCUUUUUUCCAGGCCACGGUGACCUACGCGAUCGAGCAACUUCUGCGCAGAUUGGCGUCGUUGAACGUGGUCGCCUCGACGACGACGUCGCCUUUCGUCGUCACCCAGAUCGUCAUCGACGUGACGGCCCUCGAAGAAGCCCUUGGCGCUUUCGCCAACUUGGAGAUCCGGUACCUUGAGAAAAUAUCAAAUAUUUCAUCAAGAAGAGGCUUUCAGAGCGCAGAUCAACGCCUACCGGGCCAGUUUGGUCGGACGAUUUGAUCAGGAGUGAGUUUUGGAAGAAAUGGGCUUUUAAAAUGGCUUCAUGUGAGGGGUGCAGGUAACUUUGAGUAGGAAAAAAUUCAAUAAUUUUAGAAAUCUAACUUUUUAAAAAUCAGCUUGAGGGAAUGGGUUUAAAAAUAGCUUCGAAAAUUAGCCUUAGAAAAAUCUGUACUUUAAGCAUUUUAAAGCUCAAUGGAGCGCAUGAGUUGCAAUUUUCGCGGCUAUUUUUUUUCUAUAGGCAAUCAUUUCCAAUUUUUGGCAAGCGUGAAGCGUUGCGUAUGCGACGCGGCUUACUGGCGGGAAACUCGCGUUUUUCCUCAAUUUUCCCGCCAAAAAAGGCCGCAUCGCGUACGCAACGCGUCACUAGCAAAUAACUCGCGUUUGACAUCAAUUUUCCCGCCAAAAAAGGCCGCGUCGCGUACGCAACGCGUCACUAGCAAAUAACUCACGUUUGAUCUCAAUUUUCCCGCCAAAAAAAAGCCGCGUCGCGUACGCAACGCGUCACUAGCAAAUAACUCGCGUUUGACCUCAAUUUCCCCGCCAAUUAAAGCCGCGUCGCGUACGCAACGCGUCACUAGCAAAUAACUCGCGUUUGACCUCAAUUUCCCCGCCAAUUAAAGCCGCGUCGCGUACGCAACGCGUCACUAGCAAAUAACUCGCGUUUGACCUCAAUUUUUCCCCGCCAAUUAAAAGCCGCGUCGCGUACGCAACGCGUCACUAGCAAAUAACUCGCGUUUGACUUCAAUUUUCCCCGCCAAUUAAAGCCGCGUCGCGUACGCAACGCGUCACUAGCAAAUAACUCGCGUUUGACUUCAAUUUCCCCGCCAAUUAAAGCCGCGUCGCGUACGCAACGCGUCACUAGCAAAUAACUCGCGUUUGACCUCAAUUUUCCCGCCAAAAAAAGCCGCGUCGCGCACGCAACGCGUCACUAGCAAAUAACUCGCGUUUGACCUCAAUUUCCCCGCCAAUUAAAGCCGCGUCGCGUACGCAACGCGUCACUAGCAAAUAACUCGCGUUUGACCUCAAUUUCCCCGCCAAUUAAAGCCGCGUCGCGUACGCAACGCGUCACUAGCAAAUAACUCGCGUUUGACCUCAAUUUCCCCGCCAAUUAAAGCCGCGUCGCGUACGCAACGCGUCACUAGCAAAUAACUCGCGUUUGACUUCAAUUUCCCCGCCAAUUAAAGCCGCGUCGCGUACGCAACGCGUCACUAGCAAAUAACUCGCGUUUUGACCUCAAUUUUCCCCGCCAAUUAAAGCCGCGUCGCGUACGCAACGCGUCACUAGCAAAUAACUCGCGUUUGACCUCAAUUUUCCCCUGCCAAUUAAAAGCCGCGUCGCGUACGCAACGCGUCACUAGCAAAUAACUCGCGUUUGACUUCAAUUUCCCCGCCAAUUAAAGCCGCGUCGCGUACGCAACGCGUCACUAGCAAAUAACUCGCGUUUGACUUCAAUUUCCCCGCCAAUUAAAGCCGCGUCGCGUACGCAACGCGUCACUAGCAAAUAACUCGCGUUUGACUUCAAUUUCCCCGCCAAUUAAAGCCGCGUCGCGUACGCAACGCGUCACUAGCAAAUAACUCGCGUUUGACUUCAAUUUCCCCGCCAAUUAAAGCCGCGUCGCGUACGCAACGCGUCACUAGCAAAUAACUCGCGUUUGACCUCAAUUUUCCCGCCAAAAAAGGCCGCGUCGCGUACGCAACGCGUAACGCUUGCCUUUCAAGUAGGACCAUACACAUUUCCAACCAAUUUUCUUCCAGAAAACUCCAAAAAUGCAUGCAAAUGAUGCGGACAACGAUGCGUAUGGCCCUGGAAAGCCUGGAACAAGCGGCGGUCGAUGACCUCAACACUUCUAGUAUUUAAAAUUAUCCCUAUUUACCGUUUCAAUUUUCUCCCUGGUGCUUUAAGUAUUGUUUUCUAGGUUCAAUUUUCAUAUUCUAUUGCCCAUUUUCAGGUUUAAUUUUGCGAAAGAAAUAACCAUACGAGUAAAGUAUACCAAACGAUUUCCCAAAUUGUUCAUUGUAUUUUUAUAUUCUACUGCUCAUUUUCAUUCGCCUACUGUGAUUUUUUUGAUUAGAAAUAAUAAAUUUUAUUCGAUUAUUCGUUUCAAAAAAAAUUUUGAAGAGGUUAUUUUACCUGUGGAAAAUUUUUUUGUCAAUUUUUUUCAACUCGAAACUUGAUUUUUUUCCGCAGAGAUUAUCAUGAUAACGAUGAAAAAAAGCGUCGGUGGCGAUUUUUGGUCCUCAUUUGGACCAUUUUAACCUACUUUUUCCGCUUCAUGGGUCAGUUUUUGUUUAAUUUAUUGGUUUUUCCAAAAGUUUUUCUCUUUCUUUCAGGAUUUUUAUUCUACGGACUUUUUUUAAAAAAAGAACUGGACAAGUGUAAAAUUUAUGAGGCGGUAAAGUUGGUCGCUUGUGCGCUCCAUGGCUAAUUCUCCAAAUUUUUUUGAUUUUUCCCAGCCAUUUUUUUAUCAAUUUCGUCCUAAAAUUUUCAAUUAUAUCUUCCCAAUUUUUAAAAUUUUCUAACAUUAUAUUGAGAAGUAGAGCAGUUUCAAGCAUCUUUGAAGCUUACAAGGUUCCAAAAAAAUCAGAAAUAAAAUUGAAAAAAAGUGAUUUUUUUGAUCGAAAAAAACGAGUUUUCUAUGCCAAAAAAAGCAGUGGAAUGCUAAAAAAGGAAAUAUUUCCAUGUUAAUUUUGGAUUAAAACAGCCUUCAUUAUGUUCAAUUGUUUAAAGUUCUAAGUUUCAUUCCUAAUUUUCACGAAUAGAAAAAAAAAACGCCGCAAGGCUAUAAAGUUGCCACUAAUGCGCUCCACGGCUAAUCUAUUGGAAAAUUUGAUUUUCCUAGCUUAGUCAAGCGAUUUUCUUCAGAUAAACGCCGCGGAAGGCUAUAAAAUCGGAAACCGCCGCCGGAUAAUAGCAGUCCUACGCUUGGAGGUUCAAAAAAAUCUUCAUUUUUUCAUCGUAAUUAAAUUUUCAGACAAUGAUGACCCUGCUGAACAUCUUGGUGUACAGCGAACUGAUGGAAUGGUUCGAGGAAUCCCUGAAAACCGCCACCAAGUUCGAACGUCGCGGGAUCCAGGUUUGCAACAAAAAACGUUUUAUCCCCCAGGAGCAGAAGAAAAAUAACAAAUUCAAAGUUCAAACGGGACAUUUUCCAACACCUUGGAAACGUAAAAAAAAAGGAAAGAAAAUCCAGAAUCGUACAUAA
Molecule: messenger RNA, 18164 nt
Organism: Caenorhabditis auriculariae
Lineage: Eukaryota; Metazoa; Nematoda; Chromadorea; Rhabditida; Rhabditidae
Source: the annotation of a GenBank genome assembly